This is a messenger RNA of Varanus komodoensis (Komodo dragon), 8254 nucleotides long. RefSeq names its product mediator complex subunit 12 (gene MED12). Gene Ontology annotation, cellular component: mediator complex. NCBI's taxonomy places the organism in Eukaryota, Metazoa, Chordata, Lepidosauria, Squamata, Varanidae. The record is from RefSeq and is a predicted model, not a curated record. Bases 103 to 6459 code for a protein of 2118 amino acids. Gene Ontology annotation, molecular function: beta-catenin binding; transcription coactivator activity. The transcript has 41 exons. Gene Ontology annotation, biological process: regulation of transcription by RNA polymerase II.
GGCCCUUGUUGUCCCUGGGCCUGCGUCUCCCCUGGGCGGCCAGGCGCGGGUCCGUCCGGGCCUCGCCUUCUUCCCCCUCCCUCCCUCCCUCCCUCCCUCACCAUGGCGGCCUUCGGGAUACUCAGCUACGAGCACCGGCCCCUCAAGCGGCCGCGCCUGGGGCCGCCGGACGUGUACCCGCAGGACCCCAAGCAGAAGGAGGAUGAGCUCACAGCUCUCAACGUGAAGCAGGGUUUCAACAACCAACCAGCUGUCUCUGGGGAUGAGCAUGGUAGUGCCAAAAAUGUCAAUUUCAAUCCCGCCAAGAUCAGUUCCAACUUCAGCAGCAUCAUUGCUGAGAAACUGCGCUGCAACACGCUUCCCGACACGGGCCGCCGGAAACCACAGGUGAACCAGAAGGAUAAUUUCUGGCUUGUGACAGCGCGUUCCCAAAGUGCUAUCAACAACUGGUUCAACGACCUCGCUGGGACGAAGCCUCUCACCCACCUGGCUAAAAAGGUGCCCAUCUUCAGUAAGAAGGAGGAAGUCUUUGGCUACCUGGCAAAGUACACCGUGCCCGUCAUGAGGGCAGCCUGGCUGAUCAAGAUGACCUGUGCGUAUUACGCGGCCAUCACGGAAACCAAGGUGAAGAAGCGGCACGUCAUCGACCCGUUCAGUGAGUGGACGCAGAUCAUCACCAAGUUCCUGUGGGAGCAACUGCAGAAGAUCGCCGACUUCCACCGGCAGCUGCUCACCCAAAGCUGCGGCUCCCCGCCCGGCAUCAUGCCCCAGGAAGUGGAGCACUGCGUGAAGCAGUGGGAUUACAACGAGAAGCUGGCCAUGUUCAUGUUCCAGGACGGGAUGCUGGAUCGCCACGAAUUCCUGACCUGGGUCCUCGAGUGCUUCGAGAAGAUUCGGCCAGGCGAGGAUGAGCUCCUGAAGCUGCUCUUGCCACUGCUGCUGCAGUAUUCGGGGGAGUUUGUGCAGUCGGCCUACUUGUCCAGGCGCCUGGCCUACUUCUGCACCCGCCGGCUUGCCAUCCUGCUGGACAGCACCGGUGGACACUCCGCGCACCACCUCACGGGGCAGGCGGCCCCGACCCUGCCGCCCACCCCCAACCCCCAGCCGGCCGGGGGGAGCCAGCCGCCCAGCCCCUUCAGCGACCUGCUGCUCUGCCCCCAGCACCGCCCUGUGGUGUUCGGGCUGAGCUGCAUCCUCCAGAGCAUCGUCCUGUGUUGCCCCAGUGCCCUCGUCUGGCAUUACUCCCUCACCGACAGCAGAAUAAAGACUGGCUCUCCGCUCGACCACCUGCCCAUCGCCCCCUCCAACUUGCCCAUGCCUGGGGUCAACGCCGGCUUCAUGCAGCAGGUCCGGGCGAAGCUCCGAGAAAUCGAGCAGCAGGUCAAAGAGCGAGGCCAGGCGGUGGAGGUGCGCUGGUCCUUUGACAAAUGCCAGGAAGCCACUGCAGGAUUCACGAUUGGCCGAGUGCUGCACACCCUGGAGGUCCUGGACAGCCACAGUUUUGAGCGCUCGGACUUCAGCAACUCUUUGGAUUCCUUGUACAACAGAAUAUUCGGGGCAGGGCCAAGCAAAGACAGUCACGAGAUCUCCCCUGAUGACGACGCCGUCGUGGCACUGCUGUGUGAAUGGGCGGUCAGCCACAAGCGGUCCGGGCGCCACAGGGCGAUGGUCGUGGCCAAGCUGCUGGAGAAGCGGCAUUCGGAGAUUGAGGCAGAGAGGUGUGGGGACUCCGAAGUGGUGGACGAAAAGGGCUCCAUUUCCUCGGGCUCCCUCUCCGCAGUCAGCGCGCCCGUCUUCCAGGACGUCCUCAUGCAGUUCCUGGACACGCAGGCGCCGGUGCUAACCGACCCCAGCAAUGAGAACGAGAAGGUCGAGUUCUUCAACCUGGUCUUGCUUUUCUGCGAGCUGAUCCGGCACGACGUCUUCUCGCAUAACACGUACAUGUGCACGCUCAUCUCCCGCGGCGACCUGGCCAUCGACCACGGGCCUCGCCCCCCCUCGCCCUUCGACGACACUGCCGAGGAGCACGACCGUAAGGAGAGCGGUGGCGGCGGCAGCAUCAAGCUGGAGGACACGGGCCUCUCGGAGUGCCAGAUGGACAUUGACCACAAUUCCAGCGUGAUCUUCGAUGACAUGGAGAAGACAGAUUUCUCGAUGUUCUCUCCUCCCAUGCACUGCGAGUCCAAAGCCAGCCCUUCCCCUGAGAAACUGGAUCCCGACAAGGAAGGCAAGCCUCUUCCCAAGGACCGGGUGGCGGACGGGAUGUUGGCAUCGCUGUACGAGCAGCCCCGGCACAUCCAGUACUCCACCCACUUCCCCAUCCCUCAGGAGGAGUCCAGCAGCCACGAGUGUAACCAGCGCCUGGUGGUCCUCUUUGGUGUUGGGAAGCAGCGUGACGAGGCCCGGCAUGCCAUCAAGAAGAUCACCAAAGACAUCCUGAAGGUGUUAAACAGGAAGAGCACAGCAGAGACAGGGGGAGAGGAAGGGCAGAAAAGGAAGAGGAACAAGCCGGAGGCCUUCCCGACUGCCGAAGACAUCUUUGCCAAGUUCCAGCAUCUGUCUCAUUUCGACCAGCACCUUGUCACCUCUCAGGUAUCUCGCAACGUCUUGGAGCAGAUCACCAGCUUCGCCUUAGGGAUGUCGUACCACCUGCCCCUGGUGCAGCACGUCCAGUUCAUCUUCGACCUGAUGGAGUAUUCCCUCAACAUCAGCGGGCUCAUUGACUUUGCCAUCCAGCUGCUGAACGAGCUGAGCGUGGUGGAGGCCGAGCUGCUGCUGAAGUCCUCCGACCUGGUGGGCAGCUACACCACCAGCCUGUGCCUGUGCAUCGUGGCCGUCCUGCGCCACUACCACUCCUGCCUUCUGCUCAACCAGGACCAGAUGGCCCAAGUCUUCGAAGGGCUUUGUGGGGUGGUGAAGCACGGCAUGAACCGUUCCGAUGGUUCUUCUGCGGAGCGCUGCAUCUUGGCCUACCUCUAUGACCUCUACACAUCAUGCAGCCACCUCAAGAGUAAAUUUGGGGAGCUGUUCAGUGACUUCUGCUCCAAGGUGAAGAACACCAUCUACUGCAAUGUGGAGCCGUCGGACUCAAACAUGCUGUGGGAGCCCCUCUUCAUGAUCGACACCAUCGAGAACCCCUCAGCACACAACUUCACCUACACCAGCCUGGGCAAGAGCCUCACGGACAACCCGGCCAACCGCUACAGCUUCGUGUGCAACGCCCUGAUGCAUGUGUGCGUGGGGCACCAUGACCCCGACCGGGUCAACGACAUCGCCAUCCUGUGCGCCGAGCUGACGGGCUACUGCAAGCUGCUCAGCGCGGAGUGGCUGGGCGUGCUGAAGGCCCUGUGCUGCUCCUCCAACAACGGCACCUGUGGCUUCAACGACCUCCUCUGCAACGUGGACGUGAGUGACCUUUCCUUCCACGACUCCCUCGCCACCUUUGUGGCCAUCCUCAUUGCCCGCCAGUGUCUCCUCCUCGAGGACCUGAUCCGCUGCGCUGCCAUCCCCUCCCUGCUGAAUGCUGCCUGCAGCGAGCAGGACUCGGAGCCCGGAGCCCGCCUGACCUGCCGGAUCUUGCUGCACCUUUUCAAGACCCCGCAGCUGAACCCCUGCCAGCAAGACAGCAGCAAGCCCUCCGUGGGCAUCCGCUCCUCCUGCGACCGGCACCUGCUGGCUGCCUCCCAGAACCGAAUUGUGGACGGAGCUGUCUUUGCCGUGCUGAAAGCUGUCUUUGUCCUGGGGGAUGCCGAACUGAAGUGCUCAGGCUUUUCCCACCCGGGAGGAGUGGACGACCUCCUGGAAGAUGACAAGAAGCCCGCAAGCCGGAUGGUCUCCAUCGAGACGGCCAGCCUGGACAUUUACGCCAAGUACGUCCUCAGGAGCAUCUGCCAGCAGGAGUGGGUGGGCGAGCGGUGCUUGAAAUCCCUGUGUGAAGACAGCAACGACCUGCAGGAUCCCGUCCUGAGCAGCACGCAAGCCCAGCGGCUGAUGCAGCUGAUCUGUUACCCGCAUCGGCUGCUCGACAGCGAGGAGGGCGAGAACCCCCAGCGGCAGCGGAUCAAGCGCAUCCUGCAGAACCUGGACCAGUGGACGAUGCGGCAGUCGCUGCUUGAGCUGCAGCUGAUGAUCAAGCAGACGGCAAACAACCAAGAGAUGAACUCCCUGCUGGAGAACAUCGCCAAGGCCACCAUCGAGGUCUUCCAGCAGUCCGCCGAGACCAGCUCUGCCAGCAACGGCAUCGCCAGCCUGGGCGGCUCCACACACCUCGUGCCACCCAGCACCAAGGCCAAGCCCAUCCUCAGCUCCCUGGAGCGGUCCGGCGUGUGGCUGGUGGCCCCGCUCAUUGCCAAGCUGCCCACCUCCGUGCAGGGCUACGUGCUGAAGGCCGCCGGGGACGAGCUGGAGAAGGGGCAGCACCUCGGCUCCUCGUCCCGCAAGGAGAGGGACCGCCAGAAGCAGAAGAGCAUGUCCCUGCUGAGCCAGCAGCCGUUCCUGUCCCUGGUCCUGACCUGCCUGAAAGGCCAGGACGAGCAGCGCGAGGGACUCCUCACCUCACUGUACAGCCAGGUCCAGCAGAUUGUGACCAACUGGCGGGAAGAGCAGUACCAGGAUGACUGCAAAGCCAAGCAGCUGAUGCACGAGGCACUGAAGCUGCGCCUGAAUCUGGUGGGGGGCAUGUUCGACACGGUGCAGCGCAGCACCCAGCAGACCACCGAAUGGGCCGUCCUGCUCCUGGACAUCAUCAGCAGCGGCACCGUCGACAUGCAGUCCAACAACGAGCUCUUCACCACCGUCCUGGACAUGCUGAGCGUCCUCAUCAACGGCACACUGGCUGCAGACAUGUCCAGCAUCUCGCAGGGCAGCAUGGAGGAGAACAAGCGGGCCUACAUGAACCUGGUCAAGAAGCUCCGGAAGGAGCUGGGUGACCGGCAGUCCGACAGCCUGGAGAAGGUGCGCCAGCUGCUCCCGCUGCCCAAGCAGACCCGGGACGUGAUCACCUGCGAGCCGCAGGGCUCCCUCAUCGACACGAAAGGCAACAAGAUCGCCGGGUUUGACUCCAUUUUCAAGAAGGAGGGCUUGCAGGUCUCCACUAAGCAGAAGAUUUCCCCCUGGGACCUCUUUGAGGGCCUGAAGCACUCUGCCCCGCUCUCCUGGGGCUGGUUCGGGACCGUGCGGGUGGACCGCAAGGUGUCGCGCUUCGAGGAGCAGCAGCGGCUGCUGCUCUACCACACGCACCUGAAGCCCAAGCCCCGCAGCUACUACCUGGAGCCGCUGCCCCUGCCCCCCGAGGAGGAGGAGCCCCCAACGCCCGUUGCCCUGGAGCCGGAGAAGAAGGUGGUGGAGCCGGCCAAGGUGGAGAAGGCCACCACCAACACUGGCAGCGCCACGGCCGAGCCCAAGAAGAAGGCCAACAAGAGCAAGAAGCGGGCUCAGGCGGCCAGCAAGAACGAGGACUACCUGAGCACAGGCCGUGGGGUGUCCUACGGAGCUGGCAUGCCCACCGACCUCCUGCACCAUCAGGCGGGGAACUCCAUGUCCCGGCUGGCCUACGGGCAGUCCUCCGUGGGGCUCUAUGCGCAGAACCAGCCGCUGCCAGCAGGUGGCCCUCGGCUGGACACCUCUUACCGGCCCGUGCGCAUGCCGAUCGGCAAACUGGUCCCCAGCCGCCCCCCUUACACCGGGGUCUUGCCGGCAGGCAUGGGCAGCAUGAUCGGGAUGGACCCCUCCUACAAGACCGCCGUCUACAGGCAGCAGCCGCCCAUCCCACAAGGGCAGCUGCUUCGCCAGCAGCUGCAGGCCAAGCUGCAGGGCCAGGGGAUGCUGGGGCAACCGCCUGUCCGCCAGAUGGCCCCCAACCCGGCCUAUGGAGCUGUGCAGCCGUCCCAGGGCUACACCUCCUACGUCUCGCCCGUGGCCCUCCAGCAGCACCCCUCGCAGCCCAGCGCCAUGAUCCCCCACACCUACGCCAGCCCGAGCUACCAGAACACGCACCCCAGCUCCAGCCCCGCCUUCGUCGACCCCGCCAGGCCCAUGCAGCGGCCCAGUGGCUACGUGCACCAGCAGGCUCCCAGCUACGGCCACACGCUGAGCGCCGCCCAGAGGUUCCCCCAUCAGUCGAUGCCGCAGACGCCCAUGAUGAGCGGGAUAAACCACAUGAGCACCCCGGGCGUCCCGUCGGGGAUUCGGCCCAGCCCGCUCCUGCCGGACCAGCAGCAGCAGCAGCAGCAGUACCUGCGGCAGCAGCAGCAGCAGCAGAUGCUGAGGGUAAGUGGGGCAGGCCCCCAGCUGCCUCCGCUCGCUGGCAGCGCCCCCGUGGCACUCUGCCGCCUCCUUGGCCCUUGCCAGUGCAGAUCACUGCCGAGGUCUAUCCCUUCCCUUUUUCCAGCUUUCUGGUUCUUCUCUGUAUGGAAGGGUUGCUGUUCUUUCAGGAAUAUUUUUCAGCCUCUCUCCAAUUAAAAUGUAAUUGAAAAAAAACCCAAACAAACCCUCAAAGCCACAAAAUAAUAAAAGCAGCACUGAAACAGCCAGCAAUAAAAAUUGUUUCUACAACAUUUGUGAGCGUGAAAGGCUCUUUGCUGGGUGCUGAAAGGGCAAUGCUGCGGUCCCAGACAAGCUACUCCGGGGGAGAGCACUUGGCAAUUGUGCUUCCACCACGGAGCAGGGGAGCAGGCCUCUGCUCCCCACCCGCUUCACAUUAGGAGUUGAGGCAGCUGCUGAAAACCUCCUGCUGAGAAUUCAGCAUACAGGUGCGUAUGUGUGUGCAGAGACAGGCAGUUCCUCAGAUAGCUUGGCCUGAAGUCAUGGAGGACUUCAGAGGACAAAACACAGCAUGUUAAGUUUUUUAUGCUUAUUAUAUUUAUGUCUCAGCUGUUCCCAGUGAUUGGGACUCAAGGUGGACUGCAGCAUUUGAAAUGUAUACAAAUAAAACGUUCAUAGAAAUAGACAAAGAUUAAAAUAUCAUUAAAUCAGUUAAGUAUUAAACUUGUACAGACUGCCCGCAUUAAGAGCAGUAAAAUAAUGUAGAAGAGCAGAACUAGUCUGGCGUGAGCUCACAGGCCUGGACCGUCCCCAGAUGCCUGUCUGGGCAGAGAAGCUUUUGCCUGCCUUCAGCAGCACACCAAGCAGGGAAGGCUCCAGCCGAACCUCCCUGGCAGAGGAAUUCCGCUUGAAUCGGAAACGGUCUGGGAACAGGGCAGCUGCCUCACUCUGGCUGCAGUUUCUGAACCGUCUUCCAAGGCAGCCCCGCAGGCGGCGCGUCGCAGUAGCGUGACUGGGAGGUUGCCAGAGCACAGGGAGUUGGGGCCUCGGCGGUGCUGGGUGGCGGGUUUGCCGCGGCCUCCCAGACCCUCGUUCAGAGCGGCCCGACCCAGGCAGCCCUCCGCAUUCUCUUGGUCUUGAUGUGUCUCGGGAGGGCACAUGGCUUCCUUUUGGGAGCAGUGGGUUCUUUUCUGCGUUAGAAAAGCAUUUUAUUGUUUUUAACCUCUUGUUGUGAAACCGCCCAGAGAGCUUUGGGUACGAGCAGUGUACAACUGUAGCAGCAACCGUUCGGUGCAGACACGCUUGGCUUGUGUGCCCAUCGACUUGCUUCCCAUAAUGACGACCCGGGGUUUUCAGUCUGAUUAAUCCAGCCACAAAGGGACUGUUGUCCCGUCCUGUCCUGUGACCUUUCCUGCACUCUGAAUACCCUGCGAUUUCCUGCUGCCUGUUUUCUCCCAUUCCCUCUUCCUCUGGUUACCUGUAUGUUUGCUUCUUUUGUUUCCUGUGGAUUCCUCUGUGUUUGUCUGUCUCUGAAAAGGCAAGAGCGCUUUUCACAUGCCCAUGCGCACACAGCACUUCUGAGCACAUGAACUGGGCCCGGUGCCUCCCCCGGAGCAUCAGGCUGUCUUGGCAGGGCAGUGACCUCGGUGUGCUCCCUUCGCCAUAUUAAAAGGCCAGUGCCUGGCUGGCCUCUUUUUUGAGGCUCUUUGUCACCAGGGUCCGGUUAGUGACAAAGGAAAGUUUUAUGUGUGGAUUGAAUGGAAACUUUGAGGCUGCAGCUUGAAAUGGCAUCUGGCGUCUCGUACGAAACGCUCUGGCAGCUUCCCCCAGCUGGUCACCCUGCGUUUCUUCCUCCCAGCUGCCCUUCUUGACCCUCUCCAAAGUUGAGGCUGCAGAGGAUGAGGAGGGUCGAGGAAGGCUGGUGGCAGGGAAUUUCUUGCCCCGCCAGCCAAGCUCUCCGGCCCAGUGCUCUGUCGCGUGCCGUGCGGCCCAG